This is a messenger RNA of Fonsecaea erecta, 1218 nucleotides long. RefSeq lists its product as hypothetical. Lineage: Eukaryota; Fungi; Ascomycota; Eurotiomycetes; Chaetothyriales; Herpotrichiellaceae. The record is from RefSeq and is a predicted model, not a curated record. The coding region runs from base 1 to 1218 and encodes 405 amino acids. Gene Ontology annotation, biological process: glucan catabolic process. The transcript has a single exon.
AUGUUUCCAUCCUUCCUCCAUCCUCGAAGACAAACAUUCUCGAGAUCAUCUUUACACACUUUCAAAGCCAAUACACAACUUAUCAUUGCCACCGAAUCUGCCGGCGGCGCUACGAUCAGACUUUACAAUCCGUCCACCACACUUCCGGACGCGAUGUGGCCUGUUGCACUUGGCUUUGCGGGACUCUUCGGAGUUUCUCAGGCUUCGCGAUAUCAAAUCUCCAAGAAUUACUCCGGUCCAGACUUCUUCGAUCAAUUUGACUUCUUCUCAGACCCGGAUCCGACGCAUGGUUUCGUGAAGUAUCAAGACUUGGCUGGAGCUAAUAGUACUGGACUUGCAGGCUUCGCAUCCAACGACGUUUUCCAGAAUAUGAUCUAUCUCGGGGUCGACUCGUCCAACGUGGCUCCGAGUGGCAGGCAGUCCACACGCAUUCAGUCGAAAGAUGUCUUCAACCAAUCGUUGCAUAUCGCCGACAUCAUGCAUAUGCCUGGAGGUAUCUGUGGAUCAUGGCCGGCAUACUGGCUGGUCGGGCCACAGUGGCCUGACGAUGGGGAGAUCGACAUCAUGGAAGGGAUUUCGCUCCAGCCCGUCAACAAGAUGGUCCUUCACACGAAAGCGCACGUGACCAUGUCCAACAUCUCGGAUCCAAGCGUGGCGAAUGCUACUCACAUGCAGAUGCGAGGCACAUUUACCAGCCUCGAUUGCAGUGCUGAAAUUUCUGGAGAUCCGGGUUGUGCGGCGUCAGGCGCCAACAAUUCCUUCGGGACAGCAUUCAACGAUAACGGCGGAGGUGUUCUGGCAACCGAGUAUGGCCCGCAGUGGAUAUCCAUCUGGAACUUUGCGCGAAGUGAGAUUCCUUCAGACGCUUUCAGUGGCAGUCCCGACCCGGAGACAUGGAGGGCCCCUGACGCUCAUUUCAUGGCCGCAGACGGUAGCCUGCUGUCUGAAUACUUCUCGAACCUGAUGGUUGUCAUCAACACUGCUCUGUGCGGCGACUGGACUGAUGGGGACUGGGCGAGCUCUGAAUGUGCCUCGUUGGCUCCAACUUGCCAAGAUUAUGUGGCCAACAACCCACAAGCCUUUAAAGAUGCUUACUGGCUCAUUGGAGGCAUUCAAGUCUAUGAGCCUGUGAUCGGUGGAUCAAAUAUCACGGAUGGCCUGUAUGCGAGUGCAAAACAUCGUGGUCAUGUGCCACGUGCACCAACUGGCCGCCCAUAG